Branchiostoma floridae (Florida lancelet) is the source of this 474-nucleotide messenger RNA. Its product is annotated as oryzain alpha chain-like. The record is from RefSeq and is a predicted model, not a curated record. Gene Ontology annotation, biological process: proteolysis. NCBI's taxonomy places the organism in Eukaryota, Metazoa, Chordata, Leptocardii, Amphioxiformes, Branchiostomatidae. The transcript has 4 exons. Gene Ontology annotation, molecular function: cysteine-type peptidase activity. Bases 1 to 474 code for a protein of 157 amino acids.
AUGAACUACGCGGUGGUGAUUGGCCUACUGGUUGUCAUGACAACCGUACAGGCGGCAAGGAACUCCACAGAGUGGUUGAAAUAUGAGGAGGAAUGGACCAGAUACAAGAUACAAUUUGGAAAAGUGUACACCACGCGAGAGGAGGAGGCUCGCAAUGGGAAAAUCUUCCGUGAGAACCUGGACUAUAUUUUCAAACACAACCAGGAGGCUGACAGGGGUUUACACUCCUACAGACUGGGGGUCACACCUUUCGCUGACAUGACACCAGAGGAGUUCGUCCAAUCUCGAUCAGAUGUGGCACGGAUUUUCAACAGCCAGAAUUCCUCUCUGGACAACUUGAAGACCCACGUACCUUCUAGGAGCAGUUCAAAAUUGGAAUUCAAAGAUUGGCGAGAUGACAACGUCAUAACGGAUGAAGUGCGCAGCCAGGGUGACUGCAACUCCUGCUACGCAAUAGCGGCGGUGAGCUCAUGA